UAUUUGGUAGUAACAAGUAACAAAGACAGUUAGAGGAAAUGUAGUGGAAUAAAAUUUCACCCGUAUAGAAGGAGAUUGAAGUGAGAAACCUCUAGGUGUUAUGUCCUUUUGUGUUAUGUCGAGAUGCAAAUACCGAGUGCUGACUUUGUGGAUCUUAUCAGAUUUUCUACACACGCUCGUGUAUGUCAACGCUUCGGUUGUGCAUGGUUACUCAUCUGAGGUGCUUGAAUUGAGGAAGUUUUGGGCUGUGCAAGGGCUUGUGGCAGUUUCCUGUGUGACUGACUGUGUAAAGGAGGAAGUGAUUAAACGGAAGGGGAGCACUUCCUUUAAACACCCCCGCUCUUCCUUGUGGUUCGCCGUCACCCUCACAAGAAAAUGAUCUCUGAGAGGCUGUUUGAAAUCGACACCCGUGUGACAGAACUGCUAAUACAAGAGGAUUUAAACGGAGUCUACCUGUCUUAAUCUUUCACUCUCUUUCUCUUCACAUCUCCAGCUCCCUCUUUCUGCUGACCAACAAAAUCACACAUUUCUCACUACGUUCCUCUCAUGCUGACUGAAAAUGGAUGAUAUACACGACAGGGUUCAGAUUGGAGAGAACAAGUUCAUCAGCAAGUCAACUGUCCUCUCCCACCUCAAGACAUACAACCUCUACUAUGAAGGACAAAAUCUACAACUCAGACACAGAGAGGAAGAGGGGGAACUGAUUGUCGAAGGCUUGCUGAAUAUCUUCUGGGGCCUUCGCCGACCAAUCAGGCUUCAGAUGCAGGAUGACCACGAGCGGAUCCGACCGCCCCCCUCCUCUACAUCUUGGCACUCGGGUUGUAAUCUGGACAGUCAAGGUUCCCCCAACAGCACAGAUGGUCAACAGACGUCACAGCAGAGUCCACCCACAGUGGAGGUGACGCUGCCUGACAACCAACCAGAGGACAACGGCGUGAUGGAACAAGAGACAGAGGAGGAGGACAGUGAGACCUCCGCUCAGCUCUUACGGACAAAGAGUGAUGCUGGUGUCUUAAGACGUGGACAGCGACGGUCACCGAGCGACCAGAGGAAAAUAAGACGCCAUCGCUUCUCCAUCAACGGACACUUCUACAACCACAAGACAGCGGUGUUCACUCCUGCUUUUGGCUCGGUGACUAAUGUUCGGAUCAACAGCUGCAUGAGAACUCCGCAAGUGCUGCGAGUUCUCCUCAACAAAUUUAAAAUUGAAAACACUCCUGAUGAUUUUGCGCUCUACCUCGUGCACACGAGUGGAGAGCGCGUGAAACUGAAGCGCAGUGACUAUCCUCUUGUGCUGAGAAUAAUGCAGGGUCCGUGUGAGCAGGUCUGCAAAGUUUUCCUCAUGGAAGAAGAUCUGGGUGAAGAAGUCACAUAUGAUGUGGCACAGUAUAUAAAGUUUGAGAUGCCUGUCCUGCAGAGUUUUAUCACCAAGCUGAAAGAAGAGGAGGACAGAGAGGUGCAGAAACUCAUGAGAAGGUAUAAUUUCCUGCGUUGUAUAAUUGAGAAGCAGCUCCGCUGUGUUCCAGAGGGGGCGACGUGCAUGUGACUCUCUCCAGCACACGGAACUGUCAAAAACAUUCCCAGAGUUAAAUAUCUUUCACCCGGCUGUGACAGCGAAUCACAGGACAACAACUCCAGUGUACGUCUUCCAGUGAUUACCCUGCUCGCCUGAGUUAAUCCCUGCCUCUGCAUGGAGUCGCUCACUCAAUCAGAUUACACACAGGACUCUAACAUGCCGUCCUGUGUGCAUGUUUAAGCGUGACCAUCUUUACAAUAGUCUUGAGAGUCACAGGGACUUGUUUGUGUCCUGAUUCAGACCAAGAGCACCCAGUGUCGUAAGGCCGUCUUCAGGCUAAAGUCGCUACCCAAAAUGAGUUCAAAGCACAAACAUCAUGUUCUAUGGUCUUAGCGAAAGUGCCUGUUUUAAAAGGUUCUAAAAGGUAUGUACCACAAGUAAAAGGGCCUCAAAACACCGUUAUUCCACUGGGUGCUUUUAUGAUGCUUGCUGUCUGAGUGUGUUAAAGCUGCAGUACGCAGGUCUGCUGGAAAAAUCAACACCUGUUUUUAUUGCAUUCAGUUUUCUUCCUCCAACCGUUAGGCUCUUAUUUCCCUUGUUAGGCUGAUUUGCAACAUAGCACGUUGUUGUCGAAAGGAUUAUAAUCGACCCUUUUUGUUUUUACUGCAGCUGAAAACUUUGUGAUUAUGUUGCCAUAGCUACCAUUCUGCAAAUAUGAAUGUUUUUGUUAUUGUAGGUAAGGGAAUAGUUGGUAUUUAUUAAUAUUCUUGUGUACUAUUGAGAAGAUUGAUACAGUUCUCAUGGUUGUACAGGGUGUUUGAGGUCACCAUGAUUAUGUAACAACAUAUAAAUCACUCUGGGAUUCCUUUUUAGCAGUUGUAACAUCAGAUAAAAAUUCAGCUCCCUCAACAUUUAGAUUUGAAAUGAUGCAUUAGGCAAAAAACGUCCUCAGUCACAGCACCUCUGCUGCUCACAUCUGUAUAAAAACCAAAGCACAAAUAUGACAAGUUGUUGUUUUAGAAGGGUUUUUACAGGCUGGGAUGUUUGUAGCUUGUGGUAGAGUUGGACAUAAAACCUGAAAAUCUUUUUCUAUGUGUUGCUUUUUAGAUUAAACAAGCACAGAUAAAAAGUUUUUGUUACCUUUAGAGGUACUGGAUAGGUAGUGGAUCGUUUUUGUUAAGCUAAGCUAACGGAGUGCCCACCAUAGAUUUAUAUUUACUACUAGGGCAGUAACUAUCGAUUAUUUCAAGUACUUCUGUCCGAAAAAUGUCAGAAAAUGUUGAACUGUUGAUGUCCUUUAAAGAAAAACAAAGUCCAGUCUGAAACUGUACAGACCUCAGAUCACCACCAAAGUCGGUCACAGGAAAUGUAAUCAAAAAACAUGCAUUUAACCUUUUAAAUAAUGCUGCUCAUAGACAAACUUUUACCACAGUGGAAUAAAGUUUUAAAAAAAAAUCACAUUCAUUUUCAACCAGCAGCGAUACUAUUUUUUUAUAACCAACAAAGAAUGAAACACAAAGCACAACAAGUGAAAUCCCUCAGACUGUGAAGUGUACGCAUUAUUUUAAGUAUGACAUAAUGUUGUAUAAGAAUGUGUUAAAUGUACAAACGACCACGCGUACAGGUGUCUUGUACGUGUGCUUUUCUCUGCGCGUACGGAGCGUUAGUCAUUAUUUUUAAACGUGUUGAAAAUCUCACCGCAUCAACAAGAGUGUGUGCCUGUUACAUUUUGAGUGACUCUCAAGACUUCCCUGUUUUGUAUCAUGACUUUUUUUACUCAGUAAUGAAGAAAACUUCAAAUGUUCAGGACUCAUGCCACUACUUAAAAACAAGUGUUUUUGUAUGAUUGUUAUUUAAUUAAAAAAAAGAAGUCUUGGUAAGAGAUGUAAAUAUAUGUGUGUUAUUUUGUCUCACCACUGACCUUUGAACCGACAGAGACAUAACAGGAAUCACGGUGAAAGCUCUGGUAAACCUACUUAGAUGUUCUGGGUUAUUCUGCCAGUGAGCGGUUGAAUAAUUCAGACAAAAUUAGCAGCACGUACACAGGUAUUUAUGUGUGAUGUCAGUGGUAGAGCAGCUUAACCGUGCACUCAGCCAAUGAGUGAGUAUGAGUCAAUGAUCCACUCCACCUGAUUGAGCUUGUCUGGAGGAGGAGGAUCAUCGCAGUCUGGCCCUGAAACACACUUUCCCUACACACGGUCAGAGGAGGCAUAAUCUGAGAGGAAGAGCAUCGUCUGACCUGCUGCACCGCUUCUCUUUCUCUACUAACAGACACGCAACAGGAUUAAAACGAUGUUGGGCCUACACAAAGUCCCGCUCACUCUGGCCUUCUGCCUGCUGCUCUCUGCCACACUCUUAUCCAGCUCUGAGGCCCGGCGUGGUGGCUUCGGCCGAGGCGGAGGUGGCUUCAGGGCCGGUCGUGGUCAGGUCUACAGACCAGUAGUGGUCCAGAGAAGUGGUCCCAGUGCUGGCAAAGUAGCAGGGGCAGCCGCAGCAGGAGCCGUGGGAGGAGCAAUGCUGGGGUCUGCCUUGAGCCGCCCUGGCCUUGGGUAUGGUGGGGGUUUCGGUGGGGGUUAUGGUGGAGGUUAUGGUGGGGGUUAUGGAGGAUAUGGAGGAUAUGGAGGGGGCUAUGGCUACCCACGAUAUGGAGGGGGUGUUGGCUAUGGCUCCAGGGGCGGCUAUGAACCAGAGGGUUCUGGAGAUAUGGAGUACUACACUGGCGCGUCCAGUGGCCCAAUCUACAACAGUAUCAUUGUUGUCAUUGGCUCCCUGAUGUCCCUGCUGAUGGGACACUGGGUGGUUCUCAUGCAGCACUGAAGACAGUUCUGAUAUCCCAAAAAACAACUCAUGACCUGACAGUAACAAGGACAAUUUUUGGUUUUGAAUUAAACGUGACCAAAGAAUACGUUACAUGGACAACAGUAUUUGGAUGCCUGACCAUUACACCACCAGGGACAUUAAUGACGUAUUCAAAUGCAUAUACAGCUUCCCCUUUUGCCGCUAUAACAGCUUCCACUCUUCUUGGAAGACUUUCCUCUGGAAGAUUUUGAAGUGUUACUAUUUGAAUUUGUGUCCAUUCAUUCUGCAGAGCCUUGAUGAGGUCAGACACUAAUGUUGGACGAGAAGGUCCGGCUCACAAUCUCUGUUGUCCACGUGUGUGUUCUGUGCAGAGUUCUUCCACACCAAACUCAAAGUCAAACCAUGUCUUCACAGUCUUUGCUUUGUGCACUGAGACACAAUCAUGUUGGAAUAGAAAAGUGUCUUCCUCAAACUGUUGGAAACAUAGCAUUGUCCAAAAUGUCUUGGUAUGCUGAAGCAUUAAGAUUGUCCUUCAUUGGAUAAGUGACUGAAUUCAAAACUUAACAGGUGUGACCAAAUACUUUUGUCCAUAUAGUGUAUUACUCUUGAAUUAUAAUAUAAUAGUCUCUGUGUAAAGUCCAAGAGAGGACGUUUACCUAUUUAACCUCUACAAGAGACUCCAUGCCUAAAUCUGCAGAAAAAGUAAGCACUCCUUCUGCAGAUGUUUAUCAUCAGUGUUGUGUGAUGAUUUGAAUCUGCAUUACGUUCCAAAUUCCCGCUUCUCCUUUUAAUGUGUCCAGUGUUUUUAUACUUUCAAUGACUGAUGAUGAUCGGCCAGGAACCAGAGCAGCUGUACAUGAUCAUGUCAUUCAUCAUAUUUAAUGGGUUUUCUGUCCUGCUUCACUGUAUCUACUCUGUAUGUGUGACAUUUUCAGUACAUUGCUUUAUAUAUUAUUUGUAUGAGUAGAUUUUUAUGUAACAGAACACAAUGUUGCAUAUACCAAAUCUUGUACAAGUGGAAAAAAACCAAACAUUUCUGUUGAUUUUUUUUUUUGUGUGUCUUUGUUGAGGUGAGAAGAGAUUGUAUGUUAAUAUGUCAAUAAUUCUGAUGUGUUUACAAAGUGGGGAUGUUGUGGGGGAUAUUUAUGUAUUUAAUAAUGCAGCUUUAACAAAGUUUCAACAGCCUGCAGUGUUGCAUCAUGUGCUCAAGCUUCCUUUUUAUUCCUCCAAUAAAUAUACAGUGGUAUUCA
Solea senegalensis (Senegalese sole) is the source of this 5565-nucleotide messenger RNA. It is a transcript of the gene rassf2b, whose product is annotated as Ras association domain family member 2b. The coding region runs from base 560 to 1546 and encodes 328 amino acids. Lineage: Eukaryota; Metazoa; Chordata; Actinopteri; Pleuronectiformes; Soleidae. The transcript is spliced from 11 exons. Gene Ontology annotation, biological process: positive regulation of protein kinase activity; signal transduction; positive regulation of JNK cascade. The record is from RefSeq and is a predicted model, not a curated record. Gene Ontology annotation, cellular component: nucleus; cytoplasm.